Molecule: messenger RNA, 423 nt
Organism: Dentiscutata erythropus
Lineage: Eukaryota; Fungi; Glomeromycota; Glomeromycetes; Diversisporales; Gigasporaceae
Source: the annotation of a GenBank genome assembly
AUGAAAACAAUUAAGUAUUCAUCAAAUAAACAUCUUGAAAUUGUAUCAAAAACGGCUCUUAAAGAUCACAAUAAGGGUCAGUUAGAAGCUGUUCUUAUAAAUCUUUCGUGGAAAAGUAUAUGGAAUAAUAGUAUUGCACCUGCUGCAAAAGAAAUUGCCCGGGAAUAUCGAAGCAAAAUAAAAAUUAAAGUAAAGAAAGCAUUGACAGAAGUAUUUAGUAGAAAAAGAUUUCCACCAAUUGAAGAAGCACACCCAUCAGUUGAUCAAAUAAAUGUAUGGAAAUUUAAAGAUACGAUUCAAGUAUGCUUUGUAGAUCUAGAAAGUCCAAAAAAUCCAGACAAUCCAAAUUUUACUUGGUGGCUUGCUGUUCUUGAGCAAGUUUAUCCAGAAGAAACUACUAAAAAUAAUAUUGUAUUUGCAAGU